AUGUUUAUUAAAGUCGUUGAUUUUGACGUGAAUAAAUCUCAAUAUUUUUUAGUUUUUAUUUAUAAAACAACAAAGGAUUUUCAGCUGCUUUGAUCAGAGAGCUUGGAAAACGUCGUCUUAAAAAUAAAUAGUUCAUUCCGUGUGAUAGAGCCGGAAUAGAAAACAAGCAACGUGGAUAAGUUGAACCUGCCUAUCUUUGAUGUGAUCGCUAUAAAAACAUGAUGGAGGAACUGUUGCAAAUCAUUGUAUUAAUUGCGGUUUGUAUGCUGCCUGCAAAUAAAGUCUGUUCACUUAAUGAGGAAGAAACAUGUCAUUCAUAUGGACCGAGUGUCUAUCCAGCUGGAUCGAAAUCGGACAGUCAUCAAUUACAAUACACAAAAGCAGUUAUCUCAAAGCCAGCUCCGCUCUUCGAAGGAACAGCGGUCAUAAAUGGUGAAUUUACACAACUCUCACUAACUGAUUACAUCGGCAAAUACGUUGUGUUUUUCUUCUAUCCACUUGAUUUUACGUUUGUUUGUCCAACGGAAAUUUUGGCAUUCUCCGAUCGUAUUGAUGAGUUCAAAAAAAUCAACACCGAAGUAAUUGCGUGCAGCGUUGAUUCUCACUUCACCCAUUUAGCAUGGAUAAACACACCUCGCAAGGAAGGUGGUCUCGGUAAAGUCAAAAUUCCACUAUUGAGUGAUCUAUCUCACAAAAUUGCGAAAGAUUACGGUGUUUAUCUUGAUGACUUGGGUCAUUCACUUCGUGGUUUGUUCAUCAUUGAUCAUAAUGGCAUUCUCAGACAAAUAACGAUGAACGACUUACCGGUGGGCCGAGACGUUGAUGAGACCUUACGUCUAAUUCAAGCAUUCCAAUACACAGAUUCACAUGGUGAAGUAUGUCCGGCAGGUUGGCGUCCGGGCGCCGAUACGAUUGUUCCAACUCCAAAGGAGAAAACCAAGUACUUUUCGAAAAACAAUUAAAUUUAAAUGAGUGAAAGGCUGGUGACUGAGCACUAAGAGCUGAAAUCCAUGACGUUCAGUCCGAUCAACAUGGUAGUCUAGUGAAUUAAUAACAUUUCCAAAAAUGUACCAUUCUAAUUUUAUACAAUUGGAUCUCACUCAAAUAUUCAUUUCCCAGACUUUUGAACAUACAUAUUUUUUUUUUUGAAUAAAUUUAAAUAGAAAAAUGAGACAGGGAGUUAUUUAAUCAGAAUUUGGAACUUUUAAAUAAAAUAUGACAACAUAAGGUUGAAAUGAAUGCUGAAUAACCGCAAAUAAAUAAACUAUGACUAAUUGAUGUUGAAGAAGAAAGCAUAUGUGGAUACGGAAA
This is a messenger RNA of Contarinia nasturtii (swede midge), 1311 nucleotides long. RefSeq names its product peroxiredoxin (gene Prx4). Gene Ontology annotation, molecular function: thioredoxin peroxidase activity. Gene Ontology annotation, cellular component: endoplasmic reticulum; cytosol. Bases 219 to 962 code for a protein of 247 amino acids. Gene Ontology annotation, biological process: response to oxidative stress; hydrogen peroxide catabolic process; cellular response to stress. The record is from RefSeq and is a predicted model, not a curated record. The transcript has 7 exons. Lineage: Eukaryota; Metazoa; Arthropoda; Insecta; Diptera; Cecidomyiidae.